UUAACCAUUAAAUUCCCCUGGAAAUUCAAAAAUAUUAUUUCAUAAUAACACAAAAGGCUGGAAAACCUUCCAAUGACAAAAUCCCUUUUCCAAAAACUUUUCUCAUCCUUUCCUUUGCAUGUAAGAUAACAAUGUGAACUAAGACCUUGGAAGGCCAUAAAUACACACAUCAAGAAUAGAAAGAAAAACCCAGAAAGACAGAAUUGCUUUGUGCAACCCUAGAAAGCCAUACUUUUCUGCAUAUCUUGGUUCAUGUAUAAUAAUAUAUAUGAUGGUUUCGUAACCAUUACCCAAAUAAAUCAAAAGAAAAGAAAAACAUCUAAAAACCAGAAGAAGAACAUGUCUCUAAGCGCACCUAGAGCUAGGGUCAAUGGGGUCGAUGGGGCCAAUGGGGCCAAUGGUGCAACCCCUGGGAGGAACUACCAGCAUUACUGGUGCUACCAGUGCCAUCAAUUUGUUCGGAUUGCCUCUACGAAUCCUCCGGAGGAGGUUGUCUGCCCUCGAUGUUCUGGUCAGUUUAUUUGCGAGAUGGAAAUCAACAGGCCUAGGAUGGUUGACUUCACUGCUUUUGAUCCAUCCCCUGAAGCUCGUCUGUUGGAAGCACUCUCUCUUAUUAUGUAUCCUCCAAUCAGGCUAUUCGGUCUUGGUAAUUCUGAUAACCAAGAACCUCAGGAAAGGCGUUGGUUGAGUCGUCCGAACAAUUUACCAGAAUCCGAAGGUGAAAAUUUGCCUCGGGAGCGUCUUCGUAGGCGCAGAAGCCGGAGUUUAGAUGGAACUGAUGAUAGAGAACAAGAACCUGAAUCUCUAGGCCGUCCUACUUGGAUUAUUGUUCGGCAGCCGGGUUCUUUUAGCCUACCCGAAGCUGAACCAACUUUGCCACAUGAAAUCCCUGCACUCCGUGGCCCUGGUCUUGAUCCAAGGAACUUCUUUUUUGGACCCGGACUAAAUGAGUUGAUAGAACAACUGACACAAAAUGACAGGCCAGGUGUACCCCCAGCCCCGGAGUCAACUAUCCACGCGAUUCCGACAGUAAAAAUCACGGAAUCGCAUCUACGCGACGACUCGCAAUGUCCGGUGUGUAAGGAGGAAUUCAAGGUUGGUGGGGAGGCAAGGGAGUUGCCUUGUAACCAUAUAUACCAUAGUGAUUGCAUUGUGCCUUGGUUAAGGCUUCACAAUUCUUGCCCUGUUUGCCGCCAUGAGUUGCCGGUUAGCAGUACCGAUGAACAAUUGCCGGUUAGCAGUACCGAUGAACUAUCUAGCAGUGACUAUUUUUCCGAACCUGAGGUUUCUUCCAACGACGGUAGAAGAUGUUGGAGGCUUAGGCAACUGGCUAGCAAUUUGUGGCCUUUCCAUCGGAGGCAUCGGAGAAUUAACCCACAGACUGACGAGUCCCCUGCAGUUGAACUUGAAUCAAGGUCGCAUCGUUGCUGUAUUCUUUAGGAUUUUUAGGCAGCUAUUCACUUCAAAAUAACUGUCUGUAAAAUCACUAAAAGCUGCAAAACAUCAGUUUCAUCAUCUCUCCCAAAUACUUGUUUUAAGGAACACAAUGUCGAAUUGAUUCAACCGAAAACUAGUGAAUUAUCGGAUCUAAGAUGUUGAUCUUUGAAGCUCUUUACAUUAACAUCCAUACCAAUAUAUAUGUUUUAAGCUCUUUACAUUAAAAA
Gossypium arboreum is the source of this 1664-nucleotide messenger RNA. RefSeq names its product E3 ubiquitin-protein ligase RZF1-like. Bases 253 to 1440 code for a protein of 395 amino acids. The record is from RefSeq and is a predicted model, not a curated record. Lineage: Eukaryota; Viridiplantae; Streptophyta; Magnoliopsida; Malvales; Malvaceae. Gene Ontology annotation, cellular component: cytoplasm. Gene Ontology annotation, molecular function: ubiquitin protein ligase activity. The transcript is spliced from 2 exons. Gene Ontology annotation, biological process: protein ubiquitination.